Morchella importuna is the source of this 324-nucleotide messenger RNA. RefSeq lists its product as uncharacterized. The transcript has 4 exons. The coding region runs from base 1 to 324 and encodes 107 amino acids. Lineage: Eukaryota; Fungi; Ascomycota; Pezizomycetes; Pezizales; Morchellaceae. The record is from RefSeq and is a predicted model, not a curated record.
AUGCCUGUGUGUAGUCCUGUCGAUGCCAAGACCGCAAUCCUACACAAGCCCACAAUCCAACUAGAUGUACUAGUAAGCACACUUCUUCUUCAUCCCCAGGGCCAGUUCAGAAGUUCCUGCUUUCUCGAGCUGUUGUGGAUCGGGGGUUGGGGAACAUACAAUAGUCUCCGUGCACGGUAUACCCUGAUCACUCAGUCGAGCCUUUGUACUAGUUCGCUGGCCUCUUCUUCUUGGGUUUUCAAAUCUUUAUCCAGCAGAUUGUUCUUGGUUCUUAGGCUUCGCGGAAGGAAAGAUAUUCAAUUGUAUCCAUUCCUGUCAUUCUGA